AUGGACAACACCUCUGCUGCGCCUCCGACGCAGUAUGCGCAGCAAAUUUCGGCCGCCGAUUUCGACCGCCAGGCUGUGGAGUACACGACGCAGGAGGUGGAACGACUGAACGCCGCCGUGCGUGCACAGCCGGAGCUCGGUGCGCGCUCCGAGUUUUUCCAAGACGAGGCGAAUGUGGCCAAGGGUCUGCCAGUUUUCCAGGGGAAGCACACGCGCUUCGUAUAUGACGAUGAAGAGGGAGAGAUUGUGGCGGCCGUGGACGUGACGCAGGAGGCGCUGAACAAUGGACCCGUGGUGCGCACAGUCGCGGAGUUGGACGAGGACGUUGACAGCGACGACGAAGGAGAAGAAGAUGCAGAAGGAUAUGAUGAAGAGGAGGACGAGGCGGUGCGGAACGCAUUUUACAGUGCAGACGGUAUGGCUGUGGACGACGCGCACGUGAACGCAUUUAUGGAGGACGUGGAGAUGGAAAUGGCUGCAGUAGCCAUCGACGAGCAGAAGCUGCUGAGCGCGGCUUCUCAGAGACAGUGA
Molecule: messenger RNA, 531 nt
Organism: Phytophthora infestans T30-4
Lineage: Eukaryota; Oomycota; Peronosporomycetes; Peronosporales; Peronosporaceae
Exons: 1
Coding region: 1-531 (176 amino acids)
Source: RefSeq, a predicted model, not a curated record